GCCAUUUUUCGUACUCCGACAAUUUUGGCCUUAUAUGCCGUAUUUUUCAUGCAAAAAAACUUGUUAUUUAUCACAAAUUAUGGCGGAAAGGUAUGGAAAAGCUCCAAUGAUACAACGGAUAUGCAGUACGAAUUUUCGAGCGGAAUUAAACUUGGUUAUCCGUCUUCGUAGUGUUGGUCGGUUCGAGUCACAUGGAGUGAGGUAUCUCGUGGGGAGGAUCAAGCGGUAUCCAAAUUCGACCUCCACAUCUCAGCUAACUCGUGUGGCAAUCAGCGGGGAUGUGUCUCUGAACCCCGGGCCCUCGGUAAAGCCCAAGUGUGGUGUGUGUUCAAGAACGCUGGCAAGAAAUCAUCGGGCUGUACUCUGUUAUUGUUGUAAGGGGCUAAGUCACAUAAAGUGUGCGAACGUGACACCCAGCGAGUACAAACGAAUUCAGGAUUUGCCAAACAAGACUUGGGUCUGCUCAGCGUGUAUGACUAUCUCCACGCAUAACGAUUUACCAUUUCAUGGAAUUGGAAACACCACUCUUGAAGAUUUAUUCAUGAAUGAACCAGCUGUCAUGGAUUAUACAGAUCAGAUUGACUCUCAGGACCGUGAUUUUGCAAGUUUUAUGGAUGUUCGAGUGAAGUACAGCUCUAAUUUCUUGACAGCACAUUUGAAUAUCAACAGCUAUCAGAAUAAAUUUGAAGAGAUGAGGGAAAUUAUACAAAAGCUAAGAAUUCAAGUGAUUUUCAUUGGUGAAACCAAAAUUGACUCUUCCUAUCCCGAUGCACAAUUUGCUAUAUCAGGGUACCAGCUUUACCGAAGUGACAGGAUGAAAGGAGGAGGUGGUCUUUUGGCUUAUGCGUCAUCUAAAGUGAUUUGCAAACGGUUAAAAGUUCCUGGCAGCUACAGAACUAUUGAAUCAUUGGUUUUGGACGUUGAGCUCAAAGGGAGACGUGUAAUUGUGGCUGGCUUGUAUCGCCCUCCCAAACCUCGUGUCAGCAAGUAUCAACUGCAACUGGGGGAGGAGAUUAAUCACUUUUGUAACUGGGCUUCAAUGCAGGGACAUGCACUUGUGUUAUUGGGGGAUUUAAACCUUGAUAGACUCCGCUCUGAUAAGCCUGAAGGCAAAUUGUUGAUUGAUACAGAGGAGACCCAUGGACUUGAGUGUGUAAUUACGGAGCCAACUAGGAUUCAAACUAGGGCUGGUAAGACUACCAAGACCCUCAUUGACGUUAUCUUGACUAAUGAAGCUCAUUUAUUUGUCCAGAGUGGGAUUUACGAACCGGGUCUUAGUGACCACCCACUAGUGUAUGGCUUCAUGCAAGACACAGCAGCUAAAGUCAAGCCUAGAAUUAUCAAAUUCCGUUCAGUUAAGAACUUUGAUAAGGAGAAAUUUCAAGAACACCUUAAUUCAGCACCUUGGCAUGUUGGGGAAGUUUUCGAUAGUGUGGAGGAUCGGGUUGGUUUUAACUUUGAAACAGCUAAGAAGGUCCUCAGGGACAGCACGUGCGAGGUCGUUGUCUUAGUGCUUGCGUACUGA
Stylophora pistillata is the source of this 1525-nucleotide messenger RNA. RefSeq lists its product as uncharacterized. The record is from RefSeq and is a predicted model, not a curated record. Lineage: Eukaryota; Metazoa; Cnidaria; Anthozoa; Scleractinia; Pocilloporidae.